ACCAAACCAACCGCUGCUGCUGCUGCUGCGCCCGCGUCUCCGAUCCCGCUCCGGCCUCCCUCGGCGACCGCGACCAGCCACCGAUCCCAUCCCACACCACCCGCCGCGGUUGCUUCAGAUCUCCUCUUCCCCCCGCCGCGGCGCCAACCCCCUCCUCCCUCUCCAAUUCCGCCAUUGCGGUGCGUGAGGUGAGGGGGUGGGGGUUGCAGUAUAUAAGCCCUAUCCCCAUCACCCUCCCCGCGCCCGCUCCCCCCAUUCCGCGCGCCCGCCAUGACCUGCUCCUGACUGCCGCUGACCCCGCGGAUCUCGUCUGCUCCAAGCUUCGUUGCAUCUGGAUCUCGACCCCUCCGCGGAAUGGAGGUCUUCGGCCCCGUCACGCCCGGCCAGGUGUCGUUUUUGCUGGGUCUUUUCCCUGUCCUCAUUGGAUGGGUUUAUUCCGAAAUCCUAGAAUACAGGAAAUCUUUAUCGUAUGGAAAAGUUCACUCAGAUGCCAAUUUGGAGAGCGAGACUAUUAAGGAAGAUGAUAAGGCUGUAUUACUUGAAGGGGGGCAGUCAAAAUCACCAUCUACAAAGCUCCGGAACAUGUCUACCAAAGCAAAUUUAAUACGGUUUAUAACAAUGGAUGAGUCUUUUCUGCUUGAAAACCGUGGUAUACUGAGAGCCAUGGCCGAAUUUGGUGUUGUUCUGGUCUAUUUUUACAUUUGUGACCGGACAAAUAUAUUUCCAGAAAGCAAAAAGAGCUACAACCGCGACUUGUUUCUGUUUCUGUACAUUCUUUUUAUCAUAGCAUCGGCACUUACUUCACUUAAGAAGCAUAAUGAAAAAUCAGCUUUUACUGGAAAGUCGAUACUCUAUCUUAAUCGCCACCAAACUGAGGAAUGGAAAGGGUGGAUGCAGGUCUUGUUUCUGAUGUACCACUAUUUCGCUGCCACAGAAAUAUACAAUGCAAUUCGUGUGUUCAUCGCUGCCUAUGUCUGGAUGACUGGAUUCGGGAAUUUCUCAUAUUAUUAUAUUAAGAAAGAUUUUAGCAUUGCAAGAUUUGCACAGAUGAUGUGGAGAUUAAAUUUCUUUGUGGCUUUCUGUUGCAUUGUCCUUGACAAUGAUUACAUGCUGUAUUAUAUCUGUCCGAUGCACACGUUAUUUACUUUGAUGGUAUACGGAUCGCUUGGUCUGUUUAACAAGCACAAUGAGAAACCAUCUGUCAUGGCUAUUAAGCUUGCUUGCUGCUGCUUGACUGUCAUUUUGAUAUGGGAAAUUCCUGGGGUAUUUGAACUUUUAUGGGCCCCCUUUACAUUCCUUCUAGGAUAUAAAGAUCCAGAGCCUUCAAAGGCAAACUUACCCCUCUUGCAUGAGUGGCAUUUCCGAUCUGGCCUUGAUCGAUACAUAUGGAUUAUUGGAAUGAUUUAUGCUUACUUCCACCCUAAUGUUGAACGAUGGAUGGAAAAGCUGGAAGAAUCAGAGACUAAGGUUAGACUGUUUAUCAAGGGAACCAUUGUGACUCUUUCUUUGAUGGUUGGCUAUCUAUGGUAUGAAUAUAUCUACAAGCUAGACAAAAUCACAUACAACAAGUACCAUCCCUACACGUCAUGGAUUCCUAUCACAGUUUAUAUCUGCCUCCGCAACUUCACCCAGCAGUUGAGGUGUUCCUCUCUGGCUCUUCUCACUUGGCUUGGCAAGAUCACACUAGAGACGUACAUUUCCCAGAUUCAUAUUUGGCUCAGGUCUAGCAUGCCAAAUGGGCAACCAAAAUGGCUUCUGUCUUUUAUACCAGAUUAUCCAUUGCUUAACUUCAUGCUUACUACAGCGAUCUAUCUUCUUCUUUCACACCGGGUGUUUGAGAUCGUAGGCGUACUGAAGGGAGCUUUUAUUCCCAGUAGAGACGACAAUCGGCUAUAUCAAAAUUUUAUUGCAGGGAUCGCCAUCUCUGUAUGCCUGUAUUUCUGCUCACUUAUUCUUCUGAAAAUUUCUGUAUAGGUAGUCGAGAGUUACCAAGUAAAUGUAAAUGACCUUAAUAGAAAGGUCGCUCCUGCAAAUUGUGUUCUUGGUAUAUCUGGUUGUAAGAUGUUCAGCUCAGGUCUCAAUUCCAUUUUGCAUUAGGUAAA
Messenger RNA from Oryza brachyantha (malo sina), 2102 nucleotides. Its product is annotated as protein REDUCED WALL ACETYLATION 3-like. The transcript is spliced from 16 exons. Lineage: Eukaryota; Viridiplantae; Streptophyta; Magnoliopsida; Poales; Poaceae. Gene Ontology annotation, biological process: plant-type secondary cell wall biogenesis; xyloglucan metabolic process; xylan biosynthetic process. Gene Ontology annotation, molecular function: acetyltransferase activity. Gene Ontology annotation, cellular component: Golgi apparatus. The record is from RefSeq and is a predicted model, not a curated record. Bases 355 to 1974 code for a protein of 539 amino acids.